GCUCAACUAUGACAGUGUUUAUUGUUUUUUAUUUUUUUUGAACGGCAACCGCCGACAAGUUCAAGUAGAUGCCGUGCUCGCUGACAAGGUUGCGUCACAAGUAUAAUCACGAGAACCCAUGACAACCGUAAGCACCAGAAGACUCGGCGCGAGGCCUUGCGCCGCCUGCCCCACUAGAUCGCCAAGCUCGACGAUGUUUUGCGAAAAAAAAGCAGCUUCCACGGUAUUCCAUUUCCGACUGGGCAAGAUGAACGUCUGGGACUGGGUGGUGUUAUUUUUGUUCAGCGUGAAUAUCACCGUCCCCACUGCUUUCUUCGCGGUCGCGGCCUUGCAGCUCGGCCCACGUAGGGAGAGGCGUACAAGCGGGUCCAGUGAAGAUGGCGGCAACACACAAAGGCAAGUCGUUCACGGCCAGGAGAAAGAAGGUUCUUCAUCUACGGCUACUUCACGACCGGACUCUGGUACUUCUACACGAAUCCCUUCUUCCACUAGAAAAAUCAGCUUGAUCCAGCAGCGGAGAAAGCAGCCAGAGGAACAGGUAAAUCAGCAGCAAGUCGGCGCAGUGCCAUCAGCAAUGCAACAGCAACCCCAGGCGGCUGCUGCUGCAGUGGGAGGAAUAGGUACCACAGGAACAGCUACUCAAAUGGGAGUUGUAGCCCCUGCGACCAUUCAACAGUCCGCCGGUAUUGUGGAACAACAGCAGCAGCUCCCCUUCGGCGCGCAACAACUAUCAGGAGGAGCACAGCCCGCAACUUUGGGCAGUGGGAUCGGGCAGCAAGCACAGCAGGGACAACAACCUCUUCUUCAAGCUGGUGGCACAAACGCGAUGAAUGUCGCGGGUUCCGCCCAACAGCCGGCGCUACUGGGGGCUUCGAACAACGUUGGUCAACAACAACAGCCAAUUAUACAAAACAACGGGGGCGGGUGCACGGGUAGCAUGUGUGGAGAUGAUUCUUCGUCUUCUCAGCUAGGAACGCAGCAGCUACCGGCUUUUGCGCAAGGCUUAGCGAACCAGCAGGCGGGAACAAUCCUGCAGGCCUCGCAAACUGUGGGGGGAGCUACAGGAGCUUCUGGAACAACAAUGCUAACGGGCACCGCGCUAGGUGCAGCUGCCAACGCGUUAUUUGUGGUGAACGCGCCCCUGUCGGCCGUGGCGAUGGCGACUAUGCAGGCGGAAAUGAAGGCGCGCGUGGACGCCUGGUUUGCCGCAGAACAGGCACGGAACGACGUGACGGCGGCGCUGGUGCAGCAGGUCGAGGCACUGGGGAAAAUUGACUACAUGAUGACCGCGAAGUGCGGGGGCACCUACGAGGGCUGGAAGCCGGAAAACGACCACCAGGGAGGCGUCGGGCCGGUGGCGGAGAUUGGGUUUCCGGGGGCCUUAUCCUGUGCAAAAGUAUCGUACUCGUAUGUAGUGAGGUCAUAGUAAUUGCAGAUAUGCAUGACAAAUCUUCUUCCUAAGGUAAAACAGCAUUUUUACAAAUCCCACUUUUCUUCUUGCCAAAAUUUGUAAAUGCAAUUUAUACUAGCGCGUUACUUUUGCAAUGCAUAGGCCUGCAUGAACGACAAUGGCAACGGGUUUCGGCAGGCCUUCGGGUCUCUCGGCGGGCCGGCCAUGUUUAACGGGGAGACAAUCCCGAUGCCGCCGGCGGGCAACAUCGGACUGAUAUCACAGGAAAAAAGUGUAUACCGUUGUUACACAUUUGUUACAAUUACAGCAUCACAAAGUUGGGCGGCUGCAUAGCAAAUAAAACUUGUAAUGCGUAGACUCUAAGGGGAAACACCUAUGAAAUGGGGCUGGGAAGCUUUUGCUGCAUGACAGAGGUUGUCUGUCUUGCUGGUCUUGCAUCUGAGUGUGUAAGUGUAACACUUUUUUCUCACGAUAACUGACUUUUGACGUCGAGUACGCCUUCAUGCACGGGAUGUCGCUAUGCAAGAAAAAAACGUUGUUGGUGUAAAUUUGUGAUGCGCAACAUGCAAAUUGAUUGAGCCUGUCAUGCUGUGCCUGCAUUGUAGGGCCCAUUCAGCGGCGUUUUCCCGUACUAUCUGCGCAUGACAGGUUUGUGCUGUCAUGCGAGAGAUAUUUGUCAUGCUAAUCCUUCAAGAAAGUUACACCUACAAUCUUUUUUUCCUGGAUAGUCGCUGGGCAUCAUGCACUAUCUGCAUGGCGGCAACUAUAUCCUAGGCCCAGGCUAUGACAAGAAAUAUUAAAAGCUGUUUCUUCACUCGCAAAGCAUAGAGGUCUUGUGAUACAGAGAACGCAGUAGAAGCAGAGCAGAUGAUGUGCUUCUGUUGCUGCACAUGCAAGGCAAUGGAUUUGUUUUUGUAGGCGUUUAUUUGCCCCUUACUACCUAGGAACAAGCCCGCAUGGCAAAUCUUCUUCGUGGUCGUGCUGUAGUAGAACAAACUUGUGAUGCAAAACCUGCAAAAUCCUUGCUUACUCUCUCUUACUUUUUCAGUGAAACAGUUUUGUUUUCGUGGGAUACGAGCGCGCAGGUGUGGCACGAUCCGUAUGGAGGUCGGCUGUGGGAAUACAUGCCAGGUAUAAGAAAGUAGUUGUAGUACUUAAGUUCAUUUACAUGCAUGCACAACCAAGACGAACACCUGCUACCAUGAAACCACAACCAGAUGCUCGUGGUAGAUUAACUUUUAUGAAGACACAAAUCUAAUAGAUUUACCGCCGUUACAGUACUUAUGUUUACCCCCCACCAGGUGAAGAUCCGAUUAUUGGUACUGUCCUUGCCGCCGCCUACGCGAUCGGGCCGAAGCUGCACAACGUGGGAUGCACCUGGAAGCAUUACGUGUGCCAGGACGAGGAGUCGAACCGUUUCAGCAACAACGUGCAGGUUCCCAAGGAGGGCUUCUUCGACAUUUACUGGAAGCCUUUCGUCGGCGGGAUCUCGGUGGGUGGCCAGAGCGUGAUGUGCGGGUACAGUUGGAUCUGGGGCAAGUCACAGUGCGUGUCGGACGAGGCGCUGGGCGCGCUGCACGAGGUGACAGACCGAAUGUUCAUCGUCUCGGACUGGGGCGUAUCCUGUGCAAAAGUAUCGGAGUCGUGGUAAUUGCAGUCGUGCGUUACAAAUCUUUUUCUCAAGGCAAAUCCGCAUGACAAAUGCCAUAAUUUCUGAUGCUAAGGAAAUUUGUAAUGCAUUUAUACGAGUGCGAUACUUUUGUAACUCAUAGGGCGCCACGGGGAACAGCCAGAACUUUGUCAACUGGAUGGGGCAAAAGUACGAGGGGGACAACGACGCCCGGAAAUACACGGCGGCCGGCCUGGACGCGGAGCAGCCCACUGCGAUGGCGGUGAAUCAGGGAAAUAUCGGCGCCGCGGCGAUUGAGGACAAGCGGCGGUCCGUCCACCGGAUUCUGGCGUCCGUGCAGGAUAUCGGGUACGGCGAAUUUAUAUCCUGUGCAAAAGUAUCGUACUCGCAUUGCAGUCCUGCAUUACAAAUCUUUUUCUUAAGGUAAAUCCGCUUUACAAAUUUCAUUAUCAUUUCUCAUGCUGAGGAAAUUUCCAAUGCAUUUUUCAUACGAGUGCGAUACUUUUGCAAUGCAUAAUUCAAGCCGAUCGACAUUGGUCACCGUGUGUCCGUCGGCGACGCCGAGGCGCAGAAGUACGGCGGUAAGCUAUUCUGAGUAAAAACAACAUCCCCACCCAAGAGUUGUCAUGCAAAUCUGCAUGCCAAAAGAGUUUCUCGUGCGAAGCCCCAUGGGAAGCUUUGUGUAGUCGUGUUUUGGGAUUUGUGAUGCUAGAAACAGCAUGAUAUGCUAGAUCUGUGAUGCUGCUGAACUACUAGCUAAACAGAAUUACACUACGAGAACAAACUUGUCAUCAUGCGAAACAACCAAAGUUGGCCGAUUUGUCUAGCAGAUUCUCCAUGUUGACUCUGGUAUGGGGACGUUUUUACUCAGGAUACAAGCAGAAAAUCUUGGACGAAUCCAAAAGUGUGGCCAUCGCGCUGGCGGCGGAGGCGAUGGUGUUGUUGAAAAACGAGGGCAACCUGCUGCCGCUCAAGCAGCCGGCGCUGCGCAAAAUCGUGAACUGUGACAUCGACCCGCGGCAGGGGAUCACGAGGUUCCUCGGUGGUCUGCCCAUGAACGGGAACGACUUUGGGAGCGGCGAGAUCUGGUAUCAAAUGCAAAUAUGUCUGGGUGGUCUGGAAACUUGUGAUGCUAAAAUGUGGAUGAUGGAAACAGUUUCGAAUGCAACCCAGCAUGACAACUUUUCAGAGCGCUACUCUCAUAGGAAAUCCGCGUGAGAAACUUGCAUCCACAAAAGAGGCUGGCACUUUUGCUGCUUAUGCAAUACAGAUCUUCUAGGUAUGGAAAGCUAGCAGUACAAGUUCCAAUCUUCCAGACCCCGACAUAUUUGCAAUCCAUAUCUGGCAGGAGAUCCCGAAAGUCAGCGACGGUCUGAAAUCGGCCGGCAUCACGGUGGGUGCGGGCGAGGCGUCCCUCGUCUGUUUAGACGAGCGGUCGGCGGAAGGGCGGCAGAGGGCCAACAUUGACAUCAAUUGGAAGGACGGGGGCGAGGGAAAGCUGAUUGUGUUCAUCGGAUGUCCUAUCAGGGUGCACAACUCCUCCUCCCCCUCAUUUGUAUUUUUGCAUGACCAGCAAUACAAACACCAGCACAGCUGCACGUGGAGCCUGUGCAUGACAGAUUCAUGCGCGGCCUCGUGUAGUACUGUCCUCUGGGCUGCCGGAUGAAUCUGUCAUGCGUAAGAGUGACGCGAGGGAGCAGGAGCUGCAAUUGGAUUUGGGAUUUUGCAUGAGAAAUGAGAACGAGGGGGAGUUCUUGCGCACUUUCAUAUGUCCCGGGCAGGUGCGGAUCAGCCAGUGGCUGGACCGCGCGGCGGUCGUGAUCGCGACGGUCUACUCGGGAUACGGGGUGGGCCCGGGGAUCGCACAGGUCUUACUGGGAAAGCACAACCCGCACGCGCACCUAUCGUUCUCCAUCGUGCGGGAUGGCGGGCAGAUUCGCGGCGCCGCCGAGAAUUACGCGGAAACCGACGGACCCAGGGGGGAUUUGGUUGGGUACCGGCGACUGCAGAAGGACAAAAACGCAGCGGACUUCGAGUUCGGUGCUGGGCUGUGCUUUGAAGGCUGGGAAAACUUCGCCGUGACCGUGGUGGAGCACAACCUAUCGCUCCGCCGCCUGAGCUUCUGCGUCACGAACAACAACAAUGCCAAGGCCGCGGACGAAUUGCCCACGGCAACGGUGCAGUUUUAUGCGCAACAGGGGGAUCGGCCGUACAAGGAACUGCUUGCGUUCAGGAAAGUAAAAUACAUUGCGCCGGGCGAGAUGAAGUGCUCCUUCGUCUUCUACGACCCCGUGGCCGGGUGGGAUGACGGGCAGAAAAAAUUUGUGCCGAUGAAGUUCAACUUGUUCGUUUCGCUGGACGGCUACACCAAUGCGGUGCCAGUGGACAAAGCGUUGGACACAGGAUCGGCGAUCGCGGACGCUUUCGACCGGAAGGGGUAUUGAUGUCUUUUUGUAUUAAGCACGAAAAUCUUUUUCUGUUCUGUUGCAGUAGUUGCAGUUCAUGCCUGAUAUGGGGUCGCCAACGUUGUAUUUGCCUCAGACCGUAAAAAAAUUUCUGCGCUCAUUUUUUCGCCGCGCAAAGCUAGUAAACCUGUGCACGCUAGUGAGGGGCUGACUUGAACGCGGUUGGUUUUACCGAGCUUGUCAGCAGCAGUGCUCUAGUAGGUAAGUGAGCAUUGACGCGAAGGGGGGCGGGGCGCUGGGGGUUCUUCUGUGGCUGAUGUUUUCACCUAGAAAACGCCAGGCGCGCGCAAUAUUUUGCUCCGUUUUCCGGAUUGCUCUCUCCGUGCAGCUAUUUGCCGCUAUGGCCUGGGUCAGCGUGUGAGGCUGGAAACGCCCCGCGAGAUGUCUACACAGGCCCUGGCCUCGUCGUCUCCAGCGGGCACCACGCACAUAUGUUGCCCGCGAAGGCCUUUCCGGAGCCCUUCCAAAAAGGGGGAGCCGGAGGGGAGCGCGGAACCCUAAAAAAAAGCCUAUUGCUUUUUCUUCGAAUCACGAUGGUGCUACCCCUCCCCAAAAGGGGUCCCGGAACCCCUCUGGGAACCCUUCCCGAAAGGCUCUCGGGCUUUUCGCAUUUUAACGAAAAAGCCGCAAAGGCAAAAAGCGCGCGCGCCUGCCGGUACACGCGCGCACAGCUGCGCGACAUUAGAAACAAGGGGAGGCGCAGCCGUGGCCGGUUCCGUUUGCGCCCUCGGCUCCGACCGAGUUGCACAGAUUGAGGCCCAUUGUCUAGCGGCUGGACUGCAAGAGGACCUGCUGCAGCACCUCCAGGCUGCAGGGGCGCUCCGAGGCAAGUCCGUGGAGCAGCAGCGCCGUAUAGCUCCGUCUUUAGCCACUGAGAAGCGCUGCGAAUAAGCUACCUAGUUCAUUAGGUGUGCAACAUAGUGGGGGGCUCUACGUGUGCAACGUGAUGGAUAUCAAAUACAAAAAAAGGCGCGCGGAAAAUUUUUUACAGCUUGAGGCAAAUACAAGUUUGACGACGCCAUACCUGAUGGCCUGUAUUUACUUAUCUCGCAUAUAAUACUUAAAUUCAUCUGCACGACUUCUGGAGGCUCAGGAUGUUCUUGACAUGCACAUGACUCCAGGUACUGGCGCUACCUACGUGAACGAUACAUGUACAACGCCAUUCAAAUCGGCGCCCCAGCUGACGACGAGAUUGCGCAGCACAUGCCCUUUGCGCAACCCUGGGCCGCGUGGUGGCAGGAAUGGGUGCAGCUGGGCCAAGGAGCGCUGGGUCAGGACUUGGCAUCAAAUUCCUUGGUGUCCGGGGGUGCGCCUACGACUUUAAGCGGCCGAUGAUUUUUUUUCUUUCAAGAAGCUUCAGCACACCUUUUUCACGAGACAUUUUCACGGAAUUAUCUUUCACAUUCGUCGUGCAGAUUAAAUUUUCACAUUCUACUUACCUUCACAUUCUUGUUCACAUGUUCGUGUAUGACCUAAGUUCAGGGAACGUUUGCGGCUCUCGCUUUUUCUGUAAGAUGAAAUUUUCAUAAAACAAGUGCCAUUUUGAAGUCGACGAUGAAGCUGCUCAAAGCUUUUCUCGCACAGCAUGCCACUUGAUGUUGAUCAUGUUUGUACAAUAAUUGAAGUUGUUGAUCCUACAGCUACAUGUACGCAUUUUUGCCUUUGCCUAUUUUGGAUGGUGAGAAGAGAAUCCUCAGACAACAUGAUGAUAUUGAUGUGGGCUUUAUA
Messenger RNA from Amoebophrya sp. A120, 7234 nucleotides. NCBI's taxonomy places the organism in Eukaryota, Dinophyceae, Syndiniales, Amoebophryaceae. The record is from the annotation of a GenBank genome assembly.